Hyaloscypha bicolor E is the source of this 1083-nucleotide messenger RNA. RefSeq names its product TPR-like protein. The transcript has a single exon. Gene Ontology annotation, molecular function: protein binding. Bases 1 to 1083 code for a protein of 360 amino acids. NCBI's taxonomy places the organism in Eukaryota, Fungi, Ascomycota, Leotiomycetes, Helotiales, Hyaloscyphaceae. Gene Ontology annotation, cellular component: kinesin complex. The record is from RefSeq and is a predicted model, not a curated record.
AUGGAUCUUUUGUGGAGGUAUGGAAUGUGCCUCUCCAAAGAUGGGCGAUGGAAUGAGGCUGAGGCUGCAAUUGCUGAAGUUCUUGAAAUCGAGAAGAGAGGUCUUGGAGCGGACCAUCCAGAUACAUUAAAUAGCAUGGCUAACCUGGCGUCGACUUACCGGAACCAAGGACAAUGGGACAAGGCUGAAGAGCUAAAGGUGCAAGUGCUAGAGGCGAGAAAGACGAAACUUGGAGCGGACCAUCCAGAUACAUUAACUAGCAUGAAUAACCUGGCGUCGAUUUACUGGGAUCAGGGACGGUUAGACGAGGCUGAAGAGCUAGAGGUGCAAGUGCUAGAGGCGAGAAAGACGAAACUUGGAGCAGACCAUCCAGCCACAUUAAAUAGCAUGGCUAACCUGGCAUUGAUUUACCGGGACCAAGGACAAUUGGACAAGGCUGAAGAGCUAGAGGUACAAGCGCUAGAGGCGAGAAAGACGAAACUUGGAGCGGACCAUCCAGAUAUAUUAACUAGCAUGAAUAACCUGGCGUCGAUUUACUGGGAUCAGGGACGGUUAGACGAGGCUGAAGAGCUAGAGGUGCAAGUGCUAGAGGCGAGAAAGACGAAACUUGGAGCGGACCAUCCAGAUACAUUAACUAGCAUGAAUAACCUGGCGUCGAUUUACUGGGAUCAGGGACGGUUAGACGAGGCUGAAGAGCUAGAGGUGCAAGUGCUAGAGGCGAGAAAAACGAAACUCGGAGCAGACCAUCCAGCCACAUUAAAUAGCAUGGCUAACCUGGCAUUGACUUACCGGAACCAAGGACAAUGGGACAAGGCUGAAGAGCUAAGUGUGCAAGUGCUAGAAACGAGCAAGAUAAAGCUCGGAGCGGACCAUCCAGACACAUUGACUAGUAUAAACAAUCUUGCCUGGAUAUGGAAAAAAUAUGGCCGAGAUAUAGAGGCCUUUAAGCUAAUGGAGGAAUGUGUAAAAGCACGAACCCGGAUCUUAGGUACAAGCCACCCUAGUACUUUGUUUUCCCGCCAAGCAUUACUUGAAUGGCAGACGGAGAAAUCGGAGAUUGGUGCCUCGGCAGAUAGAGAAUAA